AUGUCUCUCUCCAUCUCCCUAUCACCGACCCCAGGCUUUUGCGUUAAGUCCAAAGCACUCACCCCAGUAGCAACAAAGGUCUUUAUCAACAUCGCAUGGGACAAGAACGUUCCUUCCCCACCCAAAUCCAGCGAAGAGGACAUUCAACGCGCGAUGAGCGGCGAUGGUAAUGAGCGUGGUAACCCGUGGUAUGUCCCCGUUGUCGUUUCAGAGCCUAGGCAGGACGUGGACAAAGCCGGUAAUCAGGCACUCGUUUUUGACUGCGUCUAUAACUCCACCCUUAGAUCACGCUCUGUCCGCGAUCCAGAUUUCAAGUCCUUUCUGGUCGAACUAGCGAUCCAACGAAUAGAAGCCCAGUCUAACAUCCCUUUGUCGCGGCAAAUCGCCACUCCUAAUAUCGCUAGCAAGGGGAAGCUUCUUCCACGUACCGUCAACAUCCCAUCUACACUACUGAAAGAAGAUCCUAUCAGCAAGAAACCACUCAUACAAGAGUUGCCUACUGAUGAUCAUGCCAAGCCCAAUCCAAAGGGUAUCUUGAAGCGCUCUUCUCCUAGACCAAAUUCGCUACCACUCGAAUGGUCCUGGUCACGGCUCGAUUCAGGAACCUUGAACAUUGUCUUUCGUGUCCCUAACAUGACACACACUCUGAUUCCCAAAACGACCCUCGAUGUUGAGCCGCGCAGGAUCAUCCUUGCCAUCCCAUCUCACCCGGUUUUGGAUAUUGAUUUAAAUAUAUCGGACGCCGAAAUAACAUCGCGCAUCCAUAACAGCGAAAUCAGGGAUAAAACUGAAGACACCACUCGAACCUUGCUGUUGAAACGACAGCGAGAUUUCGAUGUGGACAAUACAAAAGCAGAGUGGAGGGUUGCCGAGGGCGUGCUUAUUGUAUCUGUGUAGGGACUGUGUGGGUGACCUUACGCGGACAUGACGUACACUAUCAUCAUGCCUCGUCCACUAAACUGCAUUCUGGCCGACUCGGUUUUGAAUUGUAGAUAAGGUAAAGUACACACAGGCUACACAAUGGCUGCGCGCCAAGCAGAAAAGAAGAAAAGUUAGUAGUGUCCUUGGCACAAUCAAUGGAGUACAUAUAGGCUAUAGAUAGCUACUCGAACCAUAAGGUUCAUCGCGGG
Laccaria bicolor S238N-H82 is the source of this 1130-nucleotide messenger RNA. RefSeq lists its product as uncharacterized. The coding region runs from base 1 to 897 and encodes 298 amino acids. The record is from RefSeq and is a predicted model, not a curated record. Gene Ontology annotation, cellular component: cytoplasm. NCBI's taxonomy places the organism in Eukaryota, Fungi, Basidiomycota, Agaricomycetes, Agaricales, Hydnangiaceae. The transcript has 4 exons.